CCUUUCUGAUGUUUCCUCUGCAGCUGAAGAGGCCGGCAGGCAGCCGGGAUGGGACACUGCUCACAAGACUACUAUCUCUGCUGGACCACCAGGCUCCUGAGAGUCAUUAACCUUCUCUGUGCCUGCUGCUCUUUAGCCAAGAGUUCUGGAGCUCAUGGUUCUGGGAUUAAAGAAUUUAGAACCCACACUUCUCUGAAGGCAAUCCGAGGAGGUUCUGUCUUGUUGCAUGCAAUCCCAGAGCCAGGAGAACAUACCAGGGUAGAGGAGAGCUUCUGGGGUUAUGGCCCUGAGUCACAGUCUAUACUACUGCUGAGAAUCCGGAAUGGGAAAGAAGACCCACAAUGGUUCGGCCUUGAGGACAAGUACAAGCAGAGGGUCCAGGUGCCCAACAUGACUUCCCUGAGGAUUCACAAUUUGACCUCACAGGACAGUGGGCAGUACUGGACCCAGUUCACAUUUCCUAAAGGAAGACUAAUUAAACUAGUUUUUCACCUUGAUGUUUAUGAUCCUGUGCCCCCUGCCCAGAUCCGGGCCACAUCAGUGUCUAUCACACCCAGCUGGUGCAAUGUCACUCUGGAGUGUGGGGCCACAGGGGCUUUAGAUGUGCUGAAUGUAACCUGGGGCAGCAAGGGCCUCCCCACGGAGCUAGAGCAGAGAGGGACACCAGGAUCCACCGAUCCCGGGACCCUGGCCGUGAGCCUGCCUCUGAGCCAGCCCAAUGUCAGCCUCACCUGUGUCGUCAGCAAUCCAGUGGACCAGAAAAAUGCCACCGUAGACCUUGUUGACAUCUGUAGCCAAGACUCAUAUGGAGAUCGCACAGCUAUCCUCAUGGGAAGCAUCCGAAUGAGCUACUUGGCUGUGAUUUUGAUCCUUGUAGCUGGAAUCUGCCUUUGGAUGAUCUACGAGAAAGUGAUGGAGAUGAGAAGAAGCAGUUGAGGAACAAUACCUGGAAGAGAAGGGUCUUGCCCUUAGUGUCUACAGUGAGGUCCAUAACUGAGGACAGCCCACGAAGAUCGCUUCAUUGAAGGAAGCAGCAGAAUCUGGCACUUGUGAGAGACCUGUACUCUGAGCCCAGCACACACAGACAUCUACCUCCUCCAGCCUCAGUCCAGCUCCAGACGCCCCUGGAGAUGGUGUACCUUCCUGAGCACACAUGAACUUGUUACUUCUUCUGAUGCCUUCCCAAUCUGCCCUCAUACUCAGACCUUCAUGCCAGCCAAGCAAAGUCUCUUCUUCUGUGCUUGACCUAGCUUCCAACCCCUCUUUUUGAGAAACCUUUCCAAAGAGAACCCUGCCUGGUUAUGCAGGUGGAAAAUCCUCACCACCUCUGCUGUGUCACUGGUCUGUCCUGAGAACACUAGCGUAAGUGGUGGGACUGUGAAGAGGUGGGGACAUUGCCCCAGAAGUUGGAGUUAAGAUGGGUUCUGCAUGCUGAAUUGGGGGUUGGUGGAGGCAGCACACAUUAUGGGAGCCCAAGCUCCUUUGCAGACCUGGUGUAGGACUCCCUUGGGAGUGUCAGGAUCUGUGUGGGGUGCGGGGGGAGUUUCUAAUACACCUAAUACACCAAGCCAUAGCUAACCUGAAUUUAAGCUGUUGUCCAUUGCAAAUUCAUCUCCAUGUCAAGUAGAAAAAGGAAUCCAUACUGCCUCAGGCCCUCCUCAGGCUUCUCUUUUCCUGACUCUGGACCCCCACACAGAGUCUUACUAGUCUUACUAGUCUUAGGAGAUUAGUAUCAACACUCCAUGCUUGGGAUGAAGGGCCCUGGUGAGAAUGGGAGUGCAAUGGCCCCCCAGGUCCCUUGAUGAGGCUGCUGUGGGCUCUGAGGUGCAAAGUCUGUGGGAAAGUCUGACCCAGCCUUCUCCAGGCUCUCCUACUGACCCGCAGUCCCCUGAAGCCCUUCUAGCCCCAAGCCUAAGGUCAGCCUCCUCUGGGCUCACACAGGUCUGUCUGCCUUCCUUCUCCAUGUUCCUACUCCACAACCACCCCUGCCUGUUGAAAUCCUACCGUCCUUCUCAAAUCUCUCUUUCAGCCUCCUGUUCCAAGGAGCCUUGUCUGGAUCCCAGAGUUUUGAAAAUAGGCUCUCUCAUAUUCAGUCUCUUUCAACAUUUGAAAAUCACUCAGGCCUCUGCCACAGUCUGUCCUGGAUUGGAGUCAUUUCUUAUCCACUGGACUAAGCUAGGACUCCCUCAGAAGGAUCAUGAAACUGGGGAAGGUCAAUUCCAAGGACAACAUGUACCUCUUGUCAUGAAGAAUCUCGACCCUUCUCCCCAUUUGCUUAGGCCUUGAGCAAAUGGCAAGGAAUGGUGGUGUUCUUGCACAAAAGGCCCUCAGUUAUAGUCAGCAAGAAAAUGAGAACUUCAGUUUUAUAACAGCAAAGAACAGAAUUAUAGUAACAACCUUAAUGAGCAGGAAAUGGAUUCUGCCUUAGAGUCUCCAGAAAGGAGCACAACCUUACGACUCCCUGACUUUAUUCCACAUCAGACUUUUGACUUCCAGAACAAUAAUACAAUAAGUUGGUGUCAUGUUAAGAUGCUAAGGCUGUGGUGAUUUACUAUGGCAGAAUGAACAAAUGUCAUGCCAUUUUAUGGUUUUAAACACCUUGAGUACUCCAGAGUUUCUAGCCUGGGUAUCUCCACUAGACUCCAUAUUGUAAAAUCUAACACUUCACAUGACAUCUCCAGUUUGACAUGCCUAAAAGUAAACUCUCUGAACAUGUUUCCCACAGUGUUCCCAUCUCAAUAUCUGUCACCUCUAUUCUUCCAUUUGUUUCAGCCACAAAACCAUGGUGGCAUCUCACUUUCUUUUUCUCACACCACACACUCUGUCUGCAGAUACAGCUAUCAAUUCAAUCAGCACACAAACCACCACAAUGAUCCAAUCAUCUCUCACCUACACCAUUUUGUAAGCCUUAUAGUCUCACUGCUUGUUUUUAAUUCUUUAAAGUUUAUCUUCAAAUUCAUACCCACAGUGAUCCUUUCAAAAUGUAAGUUGUGUCCUGUCACUCUUCCUUUAAGUAGUUAU
Sciurus carolinensis (gray squirrel) is the source of this 3021-nucleotide messenger RNA. RefSeq names its product SLAM family member 9-like. The record is from RefSeq and is a predicted model, not a curated record. The coding region runs from base 49 to 936 and encodes 295 amino acids. The transcript is spliced from 5 exons. Lineage: Eukaryota; Metazoa; Chordata; Mammalia; Rodentia; Sciuridae.